Messenger RNA from Schistosoma intercalatum, 966 nucleotides. NCBI's taxonomy places the organism in Eukaryota, Metazoa, Platyhelminthes, Trematoda, Strigeidida, Schistosomatidae. The record is from the annotation of a GenBank genome assembly.
UCCUCAAUCCAAUACAUUUCGUGGAGAAACUGGAUUAUUGGUGGGACAGAAUCUAUUAACUGCUUGUGAAACAAAGGAUUAUACGAAACGAUCAAAUACAUUUCGUAUUACAUCUACGGCUACCGGAGCUCGGUAUCUAUUUCAAGCUCAGACCAGUGAAAUUAUGAGAAAGUGGCUUGAUUUAAUUCAAAAUAUCAACCGACAAACGAGAUCAACAUCAGGUCCAACCCUCAUCACUUUAUCGAGACCAUCUGAAGAAUUCCAGAAUCCUUUAGUCAUUGUAGAUAUGCAUGAAACAUUGACUACAUCGAAAAAAUUAACUUUAACACAAAUGUUGAGAUCAAAGACAACUAAUCAAAUAUCAUGCAUGCGAAGACAUAGUUCAACCCAGGAUAAUGAUCUUACAAAUAAUAUGUUAGAGAACACAGAAUCACCACAAAUUCGAAUGAAACGAUUUCCUUCAGUUCGUACAAUGAAAGUAUUUUCACCAAGACAAGUAGUACGUUGGCUGACAUUUAAAUAUUCUUCAUUUUCACCCUCCUGCUCCUCUUCCUCCGGUAUGAGUCAUCAAACGCCUAAAUUGAUUAGAAGUAGUACAUCACAUAAUAUGGAAUCUGAACAGUCUGGUCAACCAACUCCAUUACUACGCAAAAGUUUAACUUAUGGUUCCUUGCAUAAAAUUAGUCGAUUUUCUAUUACACCAAAGAGUCAUAAAGAUACAUGACAUGGAUAUCAUUAGAAUUGGUGUGUAAAAUACAUAUCGACUAUAACAUUUGAUUAUCGUUAAUGUCCCCCCCCCAUCAAAAAAAUGAUAAUUUUUAAUUUAGUUUAUAAGGUAUUAGCAACUAUUCAAUAAAGAGAAUACUUCAUUGAGCCUUUAAAUGUUUAGGUCUAUAUAUAUUCCAAUUAUGAACAAUAAACAAAUGAUUUAUAUUUACAUUUCAAUAAAAGUUAUUUCACAGUUAA